AAAUUUGAAAAAGUGAAAUUAUUGUGACAUGUCUAGACUGCAAAGUACAUUUUUGUUCUUAAUUUGCUACCAAAGUAAAUGAAUGGCAUUUCCUUUUUAGAAAUAAUCUGUAAUUGUUCAAAAAAUGACUUAAUAAGUUCAGGUUGAUUUGUUAAUCGAGUUAGAUUGCCUCAGAGCUAACAUUUGCUGUAAUCACUGAGCUAAACUCUCCUUUAUGGGGAAAUAUUUUGUCUUCAACUAACCUGAUGUUAAAUAUCUGUCUGUUUUUACAUUAUUUUCUACAUUUUUCAAUAAGCAUCACUGCAGCAUUUCCUUGCCUAUGUGGCAUCAAAGGGCUUGGGAAUUCUUUAUGUUAACGAAAUGCCUUCACCAUCUAAUGUGUCACUUUUCCUUGACCUGUAAGCUUAGUGAUGUAAAAUAUCAUGUUCCACAGCUCCAACGUCAUUGUGUGUCUCUGCAGGUUGGAGGAUAUGGUCGUGAACCUCUGUCAGCCUUACUUUCACACGACAGCUCAAUGCAACAAGCUCUGCGCAGACGGCUAUGACGUCUCAAACCUUGUGUCUGCUGACCCUGCUCUCCGAAAGCGAGGCUUCAAGCUGGAAUAUUUCGUACGUCCACCCCUGCAGGUGACGUUGAAAUUUGGCUUCCCAGUUGACCUCUGUCGGGUGGAUGUGGAGCUGUGGCCCUGGGGGAUGGAUCGAGGACAGGCCUGUAAGAGACUUGAAAUCAGCACUAGCUCAGAUCCCCAGCUCCCACCUGUUUUGAGACGGGAUGAGGAUGAGAAGAGCAGACAGGAACAGGGUCGAUCUCAACACAGUAGCGGACACCGGUGGAAACUUCAGACACAGCACUGGGAUGAAGACAAGACCCAACAAAGACAUUGUGGCUCCAGAAAUCAAUCAAACACUGACUCCAACAGUUAUGAGUCGGAGUUUAAACUAGUGGCCCGUUGUGAACUGCGGGAAGAAAUCAAAGUCUCUUUCAGACGCUCAAACUUUUGCCCCCGGGCGCCGUUCCUCUCCCCUCCUCCUCCCCAGCCGGAGAACUGUCGGGAAGAGCAGCUGUGGAGUCGAGGCCUUCCGUCGCUGAGCUCUGUGACGCAGCUCCGCGUCACGGUGCCUUUUGGAGGUUCUGCGUCUUCUCUGGGGCUGAAGGCUCUGGCGUUGUGGGGUCAACCUGCUCGCAGCUGUCCUGCAGAAGAAGUAGAGAGGAUUAUGGGAAUCCACGAAGCCGCCGAACGACGGGUGAUGCCCCCUGCAGUUUUUGCCACUUCAGUCAGAAAAACGACACAAACACUCCAAACACCUCUGAGAGUUUCUAUUCCUGAAGAAUUCCUCGAUCCAUUAACACAGGAAGUGAUGGUGCUGCCCAUGCUGCUGCCCAGCGGCAUGUCUGUGGACAACUCCACCCUGGAGGAGUACCAGAAGAGGGAGGCCAGCUGGGGUCGAGUGGCCAACGACCCCUUCACCGGAGUCUCGUUCUCUCCCUCCUCCCAACCUCUUCCUAACCCCCUACUCAAAAGCCGCAUCGACCGCUUCCUCCUGCAGAACGGGAUGGUUGGAAGAGAUGGGAUGUUGGGGAGGAAAGACCAAGGACAGAAUCCACAAACCUCUAGACUGCUAACCUCCAACACUCAGGACCACUCCAACGCCGGCAUCAGAAACACAAACGUGACUUCUGAGCAAAGCAGACAUCCUCAUGACUCAAGUCGCGUAUUUAACACCAAACACCUUAGUAAAAAUAGUAAAGCAGAUCUGGACAAACACAAGAAGCGAUGUUUAAGUGAAAUGUACAAAGAAUCAACAGAAGUCGCAGAAACUGAAAGCAAAAAUGCAAAAACAUCAAGAACUCAUUCAGAUUCGGGCCCCAGCGGCAGCUCUCACGAGCAGCUUCUGUCAGCCAGUCUGGAUACGGCCCUCACCUCCGCCCUGCAGGGCCGACCCUCCUUCACGUCAAGCCUGCCCCAACAGCAAGCAGCAACCUCUGGCUCUACGGAGCUGCGCCAGAGCUCGGGCUGUAAAAGCACAUCUGCAGGUGAGAAGACGUGUGCGGGAUGUUCCCGUUCCCUGUCUGUUUACUCCGCUUCAUUCUCGCCUAUCUACCGUCUGGUCUGCGGCCACUUGUUCUGCCGCGCCUGUCUGCAGAGGGAAACGACACAACAAAACUCUUCCGCUGCUGCCUGUCACGUCUUGUGCCCGACCUGCCAAAGUCUCACGCCACGCCGUGACAUCACGCGUGUGCAUCACUGACAGACGGCAACACAACCAAACGAUUUACUCCACAUGUUUGUUUGUAAAAUGAAAUAAAAACCUUAAGAUAAUUUUAA
Messenger RNA from Nothobranchius furzeri (turquoise killifish), 2326 nucleotides. It is a transcript of the gene ubox5, whose product is annotated as U-box domain containing 5. The record is from RefSeq and is a predicted model, not a curated record. Gene Ontology annotation, biological process: protein polyubiquitination. Gene Ontology annotation, cellular component: nucleus. Gene Ontology annotation, molecular function: ubiquitin-ubiquitin ligase activity; ubiquitin protein ligase binding. NCBI's taxonomy places the organism in Eukaryota, Metazoa, Chordata, Actinopteri, Cyprinodontiformes, Nothobranchiidae.